This is a messenger RNA of Vombatus ursinus (common wombat), 1750 nucleotides long. It is a transcript of the gene B9D1, whose product is annotated as B9 domain containing 1. Bases 89 to 703 code for a protein of 204 amino acids. The transcript is spliced from 7 exons. The record is from RefSeq and is a predicted model, not a curated record. Gene Ontology annotation, biological process: cilium assembly. Gene Ontology annotation, cellular component: MKS complex. NCBI's taxonomy places the organism in Eukaryota, Metazoa, Chordata, Mammalia, Diprotodontia, Vombatidae.
UUGUCCCACUCGGCGCGCCGUCAGUCUCUAAGGGGGGGUUCUCGAGACUCUUAGCAACGCGGGCUGCGCGCGGGGCCCUCGGAAAGCCAUGGCUGCAGCCAACCCCACCGUCUUCCUGGUGAUGGUGAACGGGCAAGUGGAGAGCGGCCAGUUUCCUGAAUUUAAUGAUCUCUACUGCAAGUAUUGUUUCGUUUAUGGCCAAGACUGGAUACCAACAUCUGGCUUAGAAGAGGGAAUAUCUCAAAUUACUUCUAAAAGCCAAGAUAUACAGCGAAGCCUGGUGUGGAACUUCCCUAUUGAUAUCACCUUUAAAAGUACUAAUCCUUAUGGCUGGCCACAAAUAGUGAUAAGUGUGUAUGGACCUGACAUUUUUGGAAAUGAUGUGGUUCGAGGUUAUGGAGCUGUACAUGUGCCUUUCAUUCCUGGUCGACACAAAAGGACCAUCCCUAUGUUUGUACCAGAAUCAACAUCUAAGCUGCAAAAAUUGACGAGCUGGUUCAUGGGACGAAGGCCUGAAUACACAGACCCCAAGCUAGUAGCUCAGGGAGAAGGAAGAGAAGUUACAAGGGUUCGCUCCCAGGGCUUUGUUACCCUUUUGUUGAACGUGGUGACGAAGGACAUGAAGAAACUAGGCUAUGAUACCAACACUUUGGACAUGCAGACCUCUUCAGUGAUAGACCUGUCAGAAGGCAUCCUGAAGUAAUUAUGAAAUAUUACCAAUAUCCUUUAAGUUAAAUAGCAUUUACCUUUUAAUAUGUUUAUAGCCAGCCCCAUUUUAAAGCCAAACUCCUGAUGUAUACUAAAUUUAUUAUUGUUAUGUUUAUUUACUUAAGUAUCAUUAUAUUCAUGUCACCUUGAUAGCACCUGAAGCCAAAUAUUUUUAUGUAAUAAAUAGUUAUAUUAUUGGAGAAGUAAGUCUUUUCAUGGUUGUUCUUCCAAAUUCAGCACAUUCAGUACCUUGAAACUUUGGUGCAAGCUUAAACAAAUUUUCUUUGCUUUAACAGUGGCAGUUAGGACUAUAAACCAGACUGCCAUUUUACAUAUUUUCAGACCGUUUUAUGCAAGAUUAGUUUAAUUUUUUGUAGAAAAUAGACCAAGUACUAGACUAGGAAUCGAGAGAUUUGGAUGCUAGACCCAUUUAUGACACUAACAAUGUGAUCUCAGGCAAUUACUAAGGUCCCUUUCAUUCAUUAAGUUGCCUCUACAUGAAAAACACUGUCCUGGACACUAAGGACAUACCAAGAUUAAAAAAGGAAUAAUCCCUGUCUUCGGGAAGUAUGCUGUAGUAGGGAAAUAUGAUACAUUGACAAAUAACCGUCAUGUAAUACAAAGUAACAUGAUAGAUAUAUAAGAGAAAGUCCACAAAAGUCCUCCUGUGAUGCUUUCUUGUAGUGUGGAGGUGACCCUUGGUUUUGAGAGGCUUGCCAGUAGAGCACAAGCUCCAAUGGAGUUUGGCAUGCAAGAAAAAUAUUGAGUAUAAUCUCAGCAACAGGGUGUGUUUACGUUUUGAGGAUCAGCCUAAGUUCCAAGUGGCUCCUUACUAGUUGGUUGGCCACUGUGUGAUGAAUUCUAUGGCUGUGACAUGAAACAAAUCCUCAGUGGCUCCCUUCCACUUCUGUAGCAAUUGUGUCAGAGUACCUAAAAAAGCAGGCAGAGGGUGCUAAAAGUCACACUGUUAGUCAAUGACUGUAGUAAUCUACUAUUUGAUAAACCCAGAGACCCCAGCUUCUGAGAUAAGACCUCACUAUUU